UGGCCUCUCCCACUUCCGGUUUAUUGGUCCGCUGCGGCGGCCGCGGCGGCUCCUGGACCAGAUGGUGCCGACGAGGUUCGCCGAGCUCCGGGGAGCGCCGGUGAGACCCAGGCCGCGGAGGACGUGGUUCUCAGGGGUCGCUGUUUGGAAGAGCCCUCUCACCCUGCCUGUGCCCCGAACUGUUGGUACCGCCGGGACUCUAGCCCGCCCCUUUCCAGCGUAAACACCGGGUCGAGCCGCGCCCACCGCCGGUCUGGCCUGACGGCCACUGCCCGCCCGGCCUCCUGCUAGCCGCGGUCCCCGCACCCUGGGGCUGCCCGGGCCCGGCCUAAGCCCGCAGGCGGUGGACACCCAAGAACUCGCCCUGUGCCGCCUGCGUGGAAGGGGUGCCGCAAGCCACCCGCGACAGAUCGUGUUCCUGCUGGGCCUGAGCCCUGCUCCGAAGUCCCUGCUAACCAGGUCGCGGUCCCGUGCCCGCCACCGGGGGAAGCGCGGAGGGGGGAGCCCGUGCACUUGUCCCGUGCCCGGGGCUGGCUCACGUUAAGGGGAAAGACUGAAAGCCCCCCUGUUCUUGAAAGCUUUUGUUUCUAGAAUGGAGACACAUUCUCCGCGUUCUGUCUGUAGCCUGUAGAUAAUGUCAUCACGGAGGGAAAGUUGGCCAAGACAUUUACAGAUGACAAAUAAGUUCUUUUGUUACUAAGCCGUCAGCAAUUAUGGCAGUACCCUGGAAGAAAGCCCUUCUGAUACUUCUAACAUCCCAAGCACUGUCCUUAGUGAAUAGCAUUGAGGAGGAGGAAGUACCUGAAGAAUGGAUUCUCUUGCAUGUGGUUCAGGGGCAUAUCGGAGCUGGAAAUUAUAGCUAUUUGAGACUAAAUCAUGAAGGGAAGAUAGUUCUUAAAAUGAAAAGCUUAAAAGGUGAUGCAGAUUUGUAUGUAUCUGAUACAACCCUUCAUCCAAGUUUUGAUGAAUACGAAUUACAGUCUGUAACUUGUGGCCAAGAUGUUGUUUUCGUGCCCGGACAUUUCCAGCGCCCUGUGGGAAUAGGUAUCUAUGGACAUCCAUCUCACCUUGAGAGUGAAUUUGAAAUGAAAGUAUAUUAUGAUAGAACGGUUGUAGAAUAUCCAUUUGGGGAAGCAACUUAUGCCACAGAUGGUAAAGCUACAAGCCAAAAGCAGCCUUAUACACCAGAAGAUACGUCUCAAGAUGAAGAAUCCAUUGUUUGGACAAUAAUAAUUGGCAUUUUGAAACUAAUACUUGAGAUUCUUUUUUAACAUCAUUGGACAAACAUACACUGGAAUACAGUACCCUUAACCUGUGAAGUGGAUUGUGGUUUGCUGUGAACAUUGCUACUUUUUAUGUUUCAGGAAAUAGGGUUCAGGGGACCUUUUUUAUGGUGGGUGGGGAAAAAAAGCCAUAUUUACUUUUGUAUUGUAAUUCCCCCCAAAAUAAGAGCAGCAAGCACAAGAUUUUUAGUUUUCUUUAAAGAAAGAAGAGUUCGUAUAACUGGAGAAUGUACAAUAAAAAAAAAGCUUAGAUUUCAUUUAACAGUUUGUCAGGCAUUCAUUAAGUAUGGCAGUAAUCUUAUGUAAAACAAUUUGGAGUACAGAUUUUAUAUAAAAUUUGCAAAAAUUGUAUUAAAAUUUAACUUUCUAAAAUUUUUACACUACUUAAAGCAAACUACUUAUUACAAAACACAUUAUAACGUGUAAGUUAAGAUGAUCAGUUUUUAAAUGGAGAUUAGUCCCGUAUCUCUGUGAAAUAAAUCUCAUUUACCCCCACACUGCCUAAGAAAUAAAUGGUACUAACUACA
This is a messenger RNA of Phascolarctos cinereus (koala), 1810 nucleotides long. RefSeq names its product chromosome unknown C6orf120 homolog (gene CUNH6orf120). Lineage: Eukaryota; Metazoa; Chordata; Mammalia; Diprotodontia; Phascolarctidae. The record is from RefSeq and is a predicted model, not a curated record.